Molecule: messenger RNA, 243 nt
Organism: Ascochyta rabiei
Lineage: Eukaryota; Fungi; Ascomycota; Dothideomycetes; Pleosporales; Didymellaceae
Exons: 1
Coding region: 1-243 (80 amino acids)
Source: RefSeq, a predicted model, not a curated record
AUGCAAAGCCGCAAAACCAACAUCCCUCGUCCUGUUCUACGCCACUCCACACAUUCACCCGCCUUCUUACCCUUCCUUCCACGCUCGAUGUUCCAGUACAGAACGAACCCAAUCCUCCCCGACACCAUCACCCUCUACCCCGCGCCAGGAACUACAGCGCACAUAGCGAAACCCAUCAAGCCACUAGAGUCAUUCUGCCGUGACAGACUGGGCGUGGCUUUGCGUUUGCACUGCAAUCUCUAG